Messenger RNA from Photinus pyralis (common eastern firefly), 540 nucleotides. It is a transcript of the gene RpL32, whose product is annotated as 60S ribosomal protein L32. The transcript has 4 exons. The record is from RefSeq and is a predicted model, not a curated record. Lineage: Eukaryota; Metazoa; Arthropoda; Insecta; Coleoptera; Lampyridae. Bases 101 to 505 code for a protein of 134 amino acids. Gene Ontology annotation, biological process: translation. Gene Ontology annotation, molecular function: structural constituent of ribosome. Gene Ontology annotation, cellular component: ribosome; cytosolic large ribosomal subunit.
AGCACUAAAUAACAUUCUCUAACGUCAAGCUACUGGUACGUAAAGUUUAUAGUUCUACACGUUUAGAUUUUUCUACUUAAUUCUUAGGCAUCGGUUAAAGAUGUCCAUUCGACCGGUGGUUCGUCCGAAAAUCGUCAAGAAGCGAACUAAGAAGUUCGUCCGACAUCAGUCAGAUCGCUAUUGCAAGCUAAAGCGAAACUGGCGUAAACCGAAGGGUAUUGACAACAGAGUGCGCAGGAGGUUUAAGGGGCAAUACUUAAUGCCCAAUAUCGGUUACGGUUCCAAUGCCAGAACGCGUCAUAUGCUACCGACCGGGUUUAAGAAAGUUCUCAUCCACAAUCUUAAGGAAUUGGAAGUUUUAAUGAUGCAAAAUCGUAAAUUCUGCGGCGAAAUUGCUCACGGCGUUUCGUCGAAGAAAAGGAAAAUUAUUGUCGAACGAGCUGCACAACUGUCGAUUCGUUUGACAAAUGGACACGCACGUCUCCGCAGCCAAGAGAACGAAUAGUUUUUGUAGUGACAAUAAAUGUAUAUUUAUAACGU